Molecule: messenger RNA, 2351 nt
Organism: Mercurialis annua (annual mercury)
Lineage: Eukaryota; Viridiplantae; Streptophyta; Magnoliopsida; Malpighiales; Euphorbiaceae
Exons: 11
Coding region: 115-2067 (650 amino acids)
Source: RefSeq, a predicted model, not a curated record
UGAAUUUAAUUUAUUUAAAAUUUUAAUUAAACCCAAUACUAAUUUACUAAAUAUUUCAAUUCUUGAUAAUAAAAAGUCUUUCUUCGACAGUCCCCAAUUUCCAAAAAGUGCAACAUGGAAACCACUGAAAGCCUACUCAGCCUAAGAGUCAUAUGGAGAGGGAAAAAAUAUGGUGUACAAAUACACCCCGAUGCAUCUGUCAAGAACUUAGGGGAUGAAUUACAAAAGUUGACGGAUGUCUGGCCAGAUACGAUGCGACUAUUUGUGCCAAAAACUUCUACAAAAGGCUCCGAAUUACUUUCUCCUUUCUCUGAUGAGCACUCACAGCUAAGUUUGCGGAAAGCUUCUAUUGUUGAGGGUAAGUCUAUUAGAAUGCUGGGAGUAUCCAAAGAUGAAAUUGAUCAAGUUUUAGAAGAUUCUAAAGUUGACUUGAGAAUUGCUGGAUUUAAUGAAGAGGAAAAGAGAAUGAAACAACGAACAUCAUAUGGACCCAAUGGUUUCGUCAAACAAAAGCCACGAACAUAUACUUUUUGUGAUUUCCGCACACUUCAACUUCCUGGGAUAGAGCUGAAUCCCCCAGCUUCAGAGGCAUUGAAAAGGAUGCAUAUGCUUGCUGAAGAUCCAGGAAUUGUUGCAAUAAUGGACAAGCAUCGUUGGCGUGUUGGAAUUAUGACUGAGAUGGCUCCAGUUGGCUAUGUUGGUGUGAGUCCCAAGUGUAUUCUAGGAUUCAAUAAGAAUCAUGGAGAGGAAAUAUCUUUGCGUCUCCGAACUGAUGACCUCAAGGGCUUUAGGAAAUAUGAAAGCAUCAAAAAGACACUUUUGCAUGAACUUGCUCACAUGGUAUAUUCAGAACAUGAUGCCAACUUUUAUGCUCUCGAUAAGCAGCUGAAUCAAGAAGCUACGAGCUUAGAUUGGACUAAAUCAAGGGGACACACCUUGAAUGGAGUUGGGCACGUUGACGAGUAUGAAGAAGAAACUUAUAUUUCUGAUAAUAGAAGUCGUUCUCAGAAGCUUGGAGGAAGUGCUUCAGAUCAGUUGGGAAGUGCUCGUGCAUCUUCAGUCUCUGCUGCUUACCGUCGUUUAGCUUUUCUUGCUAACAGUUCAGGAGUAUACGAUGAACCUUAUCCGGAUUAUUCUGGUUACAGUAGGCUUGAUAGACCCGACAUCAUGGAUGAUGAGCCUGAUCCUGAUGAAAAUUCCAAGCACGAAACUAAUCCAAAUUAUUUUGGGAGUAAUCAAAAUCAGGCAAUGGAGACUCUGCAUAGCGGGAUACAGAUUAUUAAGAGCAUUGAUGUACCUGAUCCAGAUGACUGGGAAGCAAAAGAGAGGAAUUUGGGAGACAGAAACAACCAUAAGGCUUGUACAGAACCUGAUCCUGAUGAAGCACAAGCCGGAAGAACUGUAGAGACAGAGCCUGAUCCUGAUAAAGAUUUAACCUUGCUGGCAAUAUCCACUGUGAAAAUUGAUGAGAAAAUGAAGGUUGAUGAACCUGAGCCAGAUGGAUCGGAAGAGAAAAAGGAACAUUCAGGAAAUGGUCACAUCCAAAGACCGCAUUGGAAUAAGGCUUAUAACGAACCCGAUCCUGAUGAAUCUCAAGCGAGCAAAGUUGUGCCUGCUGAGAUUGAUCCUGAUAAUGCUUUGGUAGCCUCUCAGGCAUCAACUAUGAUAAUUGACGAGCCAGAUCCUGAUAAUCAGGAGUUGCAGAGAAUUCAAGAUCCUGUUACUGUCGUCUGUGGGCGGUUACAGAAGGCUUUGGAGACACUGAGAGCUGAAGUUAAUCCCACAGAAGCAACUGCUUCGUUGCAAACACUCUUCAAAAUAAUCAGAAAUGUGAUCGAGCACCCAAAUGAAAUGAAAUUCAAGAGACUGCGCAAGGCUAACCCUAUAAUCCAAAAGAAUAUCGCGUAUCACAAAGCUGCAAUGGAAAUACUGCAGCUGGCUGGAUUCAUCGAAGAAGUUAUUAACGAUGGAACCGGGAAUGCAGAAAGUUAUUUGGUGCUGAAGCGGAACGAUCCAGGCCUGUUAUGGCUUGUUAAAUCAUUCCUUGAAGCAAGUGGAGGCUGCUAGUCAUUGGGAGUAUCAAACAUUCUGGAAAUAAGUAAAAAUAAAAUUAUGAAACUGUAAAUGUUUGUAAAUGUUGUAUACCAUAAAUAAGUUGCCUAUUAUUUGUCAAAUAUGAAAAUGAUUGUAGAUUCACUGUAUUUAAACUUUAACUGUAAUUAAGGUAAUUUGAAUGCUGGGGCAGCUUGAUGAAUAGUAAGUCAAAUUCUGACUCUUUAUAGGGUUUUUGUUGAAUAUAUGUAAGAUUGAUGUGAAUACUUGUGCCUAAUAAAGCUUGCAAAUUUCUUUAA